AUGCCUAAAUCAUUUUCUGAUGAGGCACCACAAAUUAUCAUGGAUUUUUUGAUAUCUGGUUACAGAUUAAGGAAUUACUGCCAGACUACUUCAACAAAACAGGCAGUGGUAAAUGUUGGUGAGGAUGUAGAGAAAGUAACUCUGUUAGAUUGCCGCUACGAACGCCAACUGACAAAGUGUAAAUAUAUAAAAUUCCUUUGUUUUCUUUCAGUUAAGAAAAAGAAGCCUAAACUAUUAAAUAAAUUUGAUAAGACCAUUAAAGCUGAACUUGAUGCUGCAGAAAAACUCCGCAAAAGGGGGAAAAUUGAGGAAGCAGUGAAUGCAUUUGAAGAACUAGUUCACAGAUACCCUCAGAGUCCGCGGGCAAGAUAUGGAAAGGCACAGUGUGAAGAUGAUUUGGCUGAGAAACGAAGAAGCAAUGAGAUCCUACAUGGGGCCAUUGAAACCUACCAAGAGGUGGCCAGUCUGCCCGACGUCCCUGAUGAUCUGGUGAAGCUGAGUUUAAAGAGGCGUUCUGACAGACAGCAAUUUUUAGGUCACAUGAGGGGUUCACUGCUGACCCUACAAAGAUUAGUUCAACUAUUUCCUGAUGACACAUCCUUAAAGAAUGACCUUGGAGUGGGGUAUCUCUUGAUGGGAGACAAUGGUAAUGCCAAGAAGGUUUAUGAAGAGGUUCUAAAAAUGACACCGAAUGAUGGCUUUGCUAAAGUGCACUAUGGCUUUAUCCUGAAGGCACAGAACAAAAUUGCGGAGAGCAUUCCCUAUUUGAAGGAAGGAAUAGAAUCUGGAGAUCCUGGCACUGAUGAUGGACGAUUUUAUUUCCACCUAGGGGAUGCCAUGCAAAGAGUAGGGAAUAAAGAGGCAUAUAAGUGGUAUGAACUUGGGCAUAAGAGGGGACAUUUUGCGUCUGUCUGGCAGCGCUCGCUCUACAACGUCCGUGGAUUGAAAGCCCAGCCUUGGUGGACAGCGAAAGAAACAGGCUAUACAGAAUUAGUUAAGUUCUUAGAAAGAAACUGGAAGCUAAUCCGUGAUGAAGGCCUUGCAGUGAUGGAUAAAGCUCAAGGCCUCUUCCUGCCUGAAGAUGAGAACUUAAGGGAGAGGGGUGACUGGAGCCAGUUUACCCUGUGGCAGCAAGGGAGAAAAAAUGAGAAGGCCUGUAAAGGAGCUCCGAAAACCUGUUCUUUACUCGAGAAAUUUCCUGAGACUACGGGAUGCAGGAGAGGACAGAUCAAAUAUUCUGUCAUGCACCCUGGAACUCACGUGUGGCCGCACACAGGACCCACUAACUGCAGGCUCCGAAUGCACCUGGGCUUGGUGAUUCCCAAGGAAGGCUGCAAGAUCCGAUGUGCCAACGAGACCCAGAAAUGGGAAGAAGGCAAAGUGCUUAUCUUUGAUGACUCCUUUGAGCAUGAGGUAUGGCAAGACGCUGAGUCCUUCCGUCUGAUAUUCAUCGUGGACGUGUGGCACCCAGAGCUGACACCUCAGCAGCGACGCAGCCUCCCUGCAAUUUAGUGUGUUGUGCAGACUCAGGAUGUAGGAGAGAGAGAGAGAGAGAGAGAGAGAGAGAGAGUGAGAACCUUUCUGAUUCUAUCUCCUUGGGUGUGGGGAUAGAAGGUUGGACACCAAAGUCCUUAAUUUGCUUGGCUUGCUUUCUGAAGAAUUCUAAAGUCCCAUUCUAGGGUUAGAAGACACUAAAGGGAGCAUUGUCCUCAUUGCUAUUCAGUGAGAGAAUACCUGGUUAUAUUUCAUGCCUUGUCAGCACUGAUCUGAUGCCGAUAUUUCAGGAGAAUAUGAGAGCUUCUGCCUUAACAGCCAAAGAUGUUUUUUUCCAUGUAGAAAAGGAUUAAAUUAGUGUACAGUGAGAAUAUAUGUAGAAGCUGUGAAUAGAUUGCUUUAGUUGGUAGUUUUUCUAUGCAAUUAUAUUUUUCUAGGAUGGCUAGACAAUUUUGUCAUGUACGGCUACUUUUCGCUGAUUUCAGUGACAAGCUAUAUAAAUGCUUUACUGCCAGCAACGUAAUGGUAACUUCCCUGGUGAAGUUAGACUUCCCUCUUUUAAUUCUGUUUAGUAAAAGACAUCAUGAAAAAAAUCAGUUUUAUUUUUCUAAAGGAGAGGAGAAAGACGUAGUUAUGCCAGUGUCUGUGAAUUUGUUGAAUUUGUUUUUUUUUCUUAGCUUUGUUGGAAGUCCUUUCUUAAUUUUUGCCUCACUAUGCAAAUAGUGGAAAUAUCAUCAAAAUCAUAUUUCUUUUUUGAAAGGAAAUAUUUUAUAGAUAGAAAUAAAAGAAUUUCAUAUUGAGUUAUGGAAUUUUUACAUGUAAAUUGUUUGUUGUCAUGUCUUGUGACUUUGAAAAAAAGUAAGAUUUCCCAGAGUAAAAAUUUUCUCAUGGGAGCUAGCGGAUAAGUGGUUGGCAAGUGGGACUUCUGACUCCUGCCUCUCUGUCAUCUGUGAGAAAGGACGGGAGUCCCAAAUGGCUUUACCAAUGGUAGAUCCAUGUGAGUGAUGACAUUCUUGAGAAGAUUCCCAUCACAAUUUUGUAAAUACAUCAACAGUGGUGGAAGAGAAGACAAAGAAUGUCAUGGUCUUUGCCCUUGGUGUAAGAUGUGGAAAUGGGUGUCUUUGAUGAAAAGUUCAGGAGAUCCUUGGUCUCCCUGACUUGAGCAACUUCUACCAUGGAAACUAAAUUUUAAAGUAGCAAUGAGUUGGUAUGGGUUAGCUUGAAUGUUACCCACAACAUAGGUGAAAACAGUUUAUAAAUGGCCUUUUCUACUCAUGCCAAAGAUGAUCAAAUCAUUCAUGUUAGUAGAAUAUUAAAUGCAUUAAGCUUGUUAAUAUUUAUAUCAGAGCUAACUGAAAAUGUUAGCUGUGAAAAUGUGGUAAUUUUAAUACAUUGAGUUGUAAGCCAAUAGGAACAAAAACAACAGAAAAGCGAUACAGGGAUUCCCAAAUUGCAUUCACAGGUAGAAAACACACUUGUGCCUUCAUCUUUGUCAGAAGGACAAAGGAGGGUUCUGUCUUUUUCUCAGAAAUGAAAGGCUGAAUGGACAUAUUUCCUGGUUCUUGAGAAGAUUAACUUUCAGUGGAUGUGUCUGCUCAAUAUUUGCCCUGUUCCUGUCUGUUUUGCCAGUGUUCAGAAAUCAUAGAUGAAGUGUGUGGGAAGAUGUUGUCAUUUUACCAGGGUCCAGGUAAAAAAGCAAGCCCUUAAAAAGUAAAAAGGGAUUUGUGUCCUUCAGUAUUUAUUGAACAGAGGAAAUGACUGACAAAGGACAAUCCAAUCCAAUCAUGUAAUAACAUUCAUGUCACUUGUUGGAUUUGGCUCUUGUAUGUAUAUUGCAUACACAUGAAGAAAUUAAACGUUUUCAUUGUAAAACCA
Molecule: messenger RNA, 3369 nt
Organism: Erinaceus europaeus (western European hedgehog)
Lineage: Eukaryota; Metazoa; Chordata; Mammalia; Eulipotyphla; Erinaceidae
Gene: ASPH
Product: aspartate beta-hydroxylase
Exons: 13
Coding region: 1-1512 (503 amino acids)
Biological process (GO): peptidyl-aspartic acid hydroxylation
Cellular component (GO): endoplasmic reticulum
Molecular function (GO): peptidyl-aspartic acid 3-dioxygenase activity; protein binding
Source: RefSeq, a predicted model, not a curated record